Diabrotica balteata is the source of this 201-nucleotide messenger RNA. Lineage: Eukaryota; Metazoa; Arthropoda; Insecta; Coleoptera; Chrysomelidae. The record is from the annotation of a GenBank genome assembly.
AUGAAGGGAUAUAUAAUUUUUGCAAUUCUUGUAAUUCUUACCAUUGGUACAGAGCUGGCACUUGGUGAUUGCUUGUCUGGAAGAUAUGGAGGACCUUGUGCAGUAUGGGACAACGAAGCCUGCCGUAGAGUAUGCCAUGAAGAAGGAAUAGGUGGAGGACAUUGUAGUGCAAGUCUCAAAUGUUGGUGUGAAGGAUGUUAA